This is a messenger RNA of Puntigrus tetrazona (Sumatra barb), 1545 nucleotides long. It is a transcript of the gene taf8, whose product is annotated as TAF8 RNA polymerase II, TATA box binding protein (TBP)-associated factor. Gene Ontology annotation, biological process: transcription initiation at RNA polymerase II promoter. NCBI's taxonomy places the organism in Eukaryota, Metazoa, Chordata, Actinopteri, Cypriniformes, Cyprinidae. The record is from RefSeq and is a predicted model, not a curated record. Gene Ontology annotation, cellular component: transcription factor TFIID complex. Gene Ontology annotation, molecular function: protein heterodimerization activity.
GGUGGCCCUGUUGGAAAUUUUGAUAGGGUUGCCAUUUUCACUAAAUAUAAAACCCCCUAAUACAGUUAGUGGGGAAUGCAGGACGCACAAUGAGUUUUCUUUUGCGAGCGCUAAACACCACUAGAUGAAAAACCACUAGAGUUAAAAAUGGCAGACUCUGUAAUGAUGGGGAGCGCGUCUUUAAACUCCGGAAACCGCUCUGGGAGCAGUAAGACCAGCACAAGUCCUACAGAGAACUAUCAGCUGGCUCGGAGACGCACACUGCAGGUGGUGGUCAGCUCUCUGCUGACCGAGUGUGGCUUUGAGAGCGCUGAGAAAGCAGCGGUGGAGACCCUUACUGAGAUGAUGCAGAGCUAUAUAACUGAGGUUGGCCGUUGUCUGAAGGCAACCUGUGAGCACACAGCUAGAAGCACCCCUACACUCUCUGAUGUGGUCAUCUCACUGGUCGAAAUGGGCUUUAACGUGGAUACUCUUCCAGUGUAUGCCAAAAGAUCCCAAAGGAUGGUCAUAACUGCACCUCCAAUAACAAAUGCUCCAGUCGCCCCAAAAGCCCUCAUGGCUGGACAGAAGCGCACUCAUCCAACAUACAUCCCCAGCCACUUCCCAGAAUUCCCAGAUCCUCAUACAUACAUCAAAACACCAACUUUUCGAGAGCCUGUGUCAGAUUACCAGGUGGUGAGAGAGAAGGCGGCAUCACAGAGGAGAGAUGUGGAGCGCGCUCUCACGCGCUUUAUGGCCAAGACAGGAGAGACGCAAAGUCUUUUUAAGGACGACAUCAGUGCAUUUCCUUUGAUCGCAGCAAAGUCGAGCACCAUCCCUUACCUGAGUGCCCUGCUGCCCUCUGAACUAGAGCUUCAGACACUGGAAGAGACGGAUUCAUCUGAGCAGGACGACCAGACAGAUACAGAGAACAACCCUAAUAACAUCAUGCAGGAUGAUCAAAGUGCAGAUAAGGAGAAUGUAGUGCUGCCGCCUGGUGGUGUUGUGCCUACAGGGAAGGCCAAUGAGGAAAACAUGAUCGACAACCCAUAUCUUCGGCCAGUCAAAAAGCCCAAAGUGAGAAGGAAAAAAUGAAAACUGAUAUAUUGACUCGGCUACUCAGCUGAUUAGGAUGGAUGAAAACUUCUUAACACGUGCUGAAAACAUUGUGCCCCUUGAAGUUAUAGCUAACAUACGAGGAACCAGAGUCUUCUACAAAUGUAAUUUGGAAACCUGCAGCAGUCCAUCGUGUUACUGACGUUUGAUUCUUAUAGAAUGACAGACUGUUCAGAACAUCUGAGAAAUAUUAGAUGAAUUUCAAGCAGUCAACUCCUCAAAAGAGUAACACAGCUUACAGUUUAAUUUUGAUAGUUUGUUUUAAUAAGCCUUCCUUAAAAUAUAAUUUACAACACACCAGAAACGUGGCAUUCUCUUUUGAUUUGAGUAUCUGUUAUUCAUUUGUGAUUGGUAAUAAAUGUUUUUCAUUGUUUAUUUUAAGCAUUGUUUCAAAAGUACAAAAUGUUUCAAAAGUGGAAAAUUAAACCAGACCGUGAUGGUGUAAACAUC